This is a messenger RNA of Mesorhabditis spiculigera, 1536 nucleotides long. Lineage: Eukaryota; Metazoa; Nematoda; Chromadorea; Rhabditida; Rhabditidae. The record is from the annotation of a GenBank genome assembly.
AUGGCCGAGCAAGAUGUGGAGGCUCCCGAUCCCGAGGCGAACGAGCCGCAGGGACCCCAGGCCUGGCAGGUGCCCUACUACGAGCUGGCCAAUGAGCUGUGGCACCGCGAGAUGGAGAACUGGCCCGGCAAAGCCCUCGACGCCAACGGCCACCUUCAAGCCUUCAAGGAGGCCGACGGCGAAGACAAAAGCCAGGCACCCACCACCACCACCACCACCGUCGGCAAAAAGAAACCUAAGCAGGAGCGGAAGCUAGACAACGGCGAGUGCCAGCUGAUCGGCGACUUUGUGAAUCCGUGGGACCAGCGGACGUGGCGUGUCCUGGGAAUGCGCAUCAAGCGCCUCGGCGACGGCCUUUACACAGAAUACGACGUCAUCCGUAUGCCCCACAACUUUAAGAACCUGGCCGGCGAGACGGUGGAGGAGCCGGCCACCCAUGAGAGGGUUGAACACGUUCUGCGCCUGUGCCGGGAGGACGACAAGGCUAUUCAUGAUCGCUUCUACCACGAGGCGAAGGUGAUGAUGGAAAUGCGUGAGCGUUAUCACAACUACCGGCAGUCGCGCCACUUCCCGGCCGUGAUGGGCAUGGGCCGCUUCCAGGAGACGUGCUGGCGCGGUUCCGACCGCUGGGCCCAGCGCUUUGUGACCGUGCAGAUGGACGUGCCCCGGCCGUGGUUCAUCAUGGAGCGGCUCGACCCGACGCUCGACCACGUGAUCAAGGCCCACCCGAACAACCUGGUGUCGCUGGCCACCGCCUGCUACAUGACCAUCGGCAUGCUGAAAGCGCUUCGCCUACUGCACGAGGCCGGCUAUUGUCACCGCCGCGUCAGCCCGCAGGCCUUCGGACUGCGUCUUCCGCUCCAUCAAAUGCUCAAUCGCAACGAGGCCGAGCUGUCGAACUACGUGGUGCUGACCGAUCUCGGCGUGGCCAGGAAGUACCAGGAAUUGCCGCCUCGCCGCUUGCCGCCCUUCACCGGCACGAUCAAAUACAGCUCCCCAAACGCCAUGGAGAUGAACGAGCAGACGGCGGUGGAUGAUGUCAUCUCGGUGUUCUACAUCCUGCGCCAGAUGGUCACCACCACGCUGCCCUGGGUCAACCAGUUGAACCUCACGCACACGCGGGAUGAGGUCAUCAAGCUGAAGCGCAUGUCGCACGCCGACCAGACGCUGCAGCGCGAGCUGACCAACGAGGACCGCGCCCGUCAGGCCUUCAUCAAAGAAGAGGCGCCGCCGGAGGAGGACAGCGGCAAGGAAAGUGAAAAGGACAAGAAAAAGGCCAAUCGUCGCGGGCCCGAGAAGCUGGAGCCGUACAACCGGCUGUUCGAGCUGCUCACCCCCUGCAAUGGAUUGUUCAUCCUGCCCCCGUACGAGGCGCUGAUCUGCCUGCUGCGCCAGAUGACCGACCGGGGCAACUUUGAGUUCACCGUGUUUGGCAUCCAAAAGACCAUCGACAAGCAGCGCCUCAAGCUGCUCCACCACCAGAAGGACAAGAUGGCCCAUGGCGGGGCGAAGAACAGCAAGACCCCAGCGGGCAAG